AUGGGCAACCAGCCAUCCAGCGAAAAGGGCAAGAAGGGGGAGAAGGGCGCCGAUGGCGUUCCUCUGGGUCGUGAAUACUACCGCUCGUUCGAGCGAUCAGACACGCAAGGCUCCACACGCUCGAUACGCAAUUCUAUUCGCAACAAGAUCCCCGGCACCGGUAAGACCGAUAGUCCACGCAACUCAGUAUCAAAUCUCAGCGAGGCCACCAACGGGAAGAACGACAAGACAGAUGCGGUCUCUCUGAAGUCAGAGAAGAGCAAGGGAGGACGAGGCUCGAGACGAGGCUCAACGGCUUCGGAGGGUACAGGUCUCGUGGAGACAGCUGCACAGGUUGAGAAGCUGCCAGAUGAACCCCUGCCGCCACCCUCACCCGUUCAGGGUGCUGCUGCAGGUACAGGCCACGAGGGCGUAGAGAAGGCUCAGCAGACAGGCGAGGUCGAUCGUGUCUCGGAGGUGCCUCCAUCCGGUGUACCACCACCAUCAGCUUCGGCCCAGCCAGGGGAAUCGAUCUUGCAGAAGAAGGGACAGCCGAUUCCGAGGCUGCCAGAGCCCCCAGCAGCAAACGACGGUGCUGGCUCGCCCAUGGAGAUCAGCGCGUUGAAGGCUAUUGACCUCGACGACAUGAUCCAGCGACUAUUGGACGCCGCCUACGCAGGCAAGGUCACCAAGACCGUGUGCUUGAAGAAUGCAGAGAUCUUUGCCAUCUGUUCGGCUGCACGAGAAGUCUUCUUGAGCCAGCCUGCACUGCUGGAGCUUGCACCGCCGGUCAAGAUUGUUGGUGACAUUCACGGACAAUAUACCGAUCUCAUCCGCAUGUUCGAAAUGUGCGGGUUUCCUCCCAACUCUAACUACUUGUUCUUGGGCGAUUAUGUCGACCGCGGCAAGCAGAGCUUAGAGACAAUCCUUCUGCUCAUGUGCUACAAGCUAAAGUUUCCUGAGAACUUCUUCCUCCUCCGUGGCAAUCACGAAUGUGCUAAUGUCACCCGCGUCUACGGCUUCUAUGACGAAUGCAAGCGGAGGUGUAACAUCAAGGUGUGGAAGGCGUUCGUAGACACGUUCAACUGUCUGCCCAUCGCAGCCAUCGUUGCACAGAAGAUCUUUUGUGUCCAUGGUGGGCUGUCCCCAAGCUUGUCGCACAUGGACGACAUUCGCCAGAUCGCACGGCCUACAGAUGUCCCGGAUUACGGUCUGCUGAAUGACUUGCUGUGGAGUGAUCCGGCGGAUAUGGAGAACGAUUGGGAGUCGAACGAACGUGGUGUUAGUUAUUGCUUUGGCAAGAAGGUCAUCAUGGAAUUCCUGCAACGGCACGACUUCGAUCUCGUCUGUCGAGCACAUAUGGUAGUAGAGGACGGCUACGAAUUCUUCACUGAUAGAGUCCUUGUGACGGUGUUCUCAGCACCAAACUAUUGCGGCGAGUUCGACAACUGGGGCGCGGUCAUGUCCGUCUCUGGGGAAUUACUGUGCAGCUUCGAAUUGCUUAAGCCGCUUGAUUCAAGCGCAUUGAAGAGUCAUAUCAAGAAGAGCAGGAACAAGCGUCAGAGCAUGCUCAAUUCACCAGUGAGUAACUUGUGGCCUUGGCCUAUGGAUUUGAAGCGAUCUGUAGUGCCACAUAUUGUAUAUUUUUUACGUACUGACUCCGCCACAGCCUGCACACUAUGCACCUCAAAGUUACUAAUCGUUUCCCUUUUGUGUAGGGUAGUGAGAGCGAUGGUUCACCAAGAUCCAUGUUAUCACAGACCAGGUCCUUGCGGGAUCCAGGAUGUGAUGGACUUGUGGAGAAGUACAAAAAUGCAGACAAACAAAGAUAUCCUCCUGGCCUACGACGGAAACCUGGAUUGGAUCAGCUCGGCACUGGGGAGGACAUUAUGGAUGCACUUGGAACUCAAUUCUCUGACGCAUCAAUACCGCCGAGUCCGUCAUCGCCUGGAAUCGCUGCCGUCAAAUCAUUACUGGCACCAUUGA
This is a messenger RNA of Boeremia exigua, 1965 nucleotides long. RefSeq names its product serine/threonine-protein phosphatase PP-Z. Gene Ontology annotation, molecular function: protein serine/threonine phosphatase activity. The record is from RefSeq and is a predicted model, not a curated record. Gene Ontology annotation, cellular component: cytoplasm; nucleus. Bases 1 to 1965 code for a protein of 654 amino acids. The transcript has 2 exons. Lineage: Eukaryota; Fungi; Ascomycota; Dothideomycetes; Pleosporales; Didymellaceae.